Osmia bicornis bicornis is the source of this 2048-nucleotide messenger RNA. RefSeq lists its product as uncharacterized. The transcript is spliced from 2 exons. The coding region runs from base 663 to 1640 and encodes 325 amino acids. NCBI's taxonomy places the organism in Eukaryota, Metazoa, Arthropoda, Insecta, Hymenoptera, Megachilidae. The record is from RefSeq and is a predicted model, not a curated record.
CUGCGACAAGUUCAUUGCAACUCAGUGUACAUGCGCCGUUACUGAUAUUCGCGUUUGUUCAACAUCAUGGCGUACGAUACUCUACCACGUUAAGAUCGUAUUGCGACGGCGCGCGGCAUUAGCCGCGUCAAGGCGGCGCGUACCAAACUCAAAACGGUAGUACAUCGGUCGCCUAUGCAUCUACAUAUGUGUUUAACGAUGCUGGGUAAUCAUCAAAACUGCGACAGAAAUGACAAUACUUUUUCAAAUUAUUUUGAAUAAAAUAUUUGGUAAUUAUUUAGAGAUACGGACCACCCUCCGAUGACCUUGACCUUGACAUAUAUUGUCAAGGUCACCCUCCUGAGUGACUUUCAGAAGGUUUUAGCCGUCGCUCGUUUUUUAUUAAAAAGUUAUUAACCAAUAAAGUUUCGAAAAUAUAGCAGUUAUUUUGAGUAUUAAAACGCAUAAACGACUAACGUAUUUCCAUGCAAAGCGAAGUCUACUCCACCCCUAUUACAUUCCUCACUAAUUGUGUGUAGAUUCGUAAGUUAUCUUUGAAUAUCAUUCUUACUGUUGUUGAUGUUUCUUACCAAUUUCAAACUGUACUCUUCGAAAGUGAGCCAUUGAAUAUCCUCCUUACUGUUGUUGAUAUUUCUUAUAAAUUUCAAUUAUACGCUUCGACAAUGAGCCAGUAUACGAUAGAUUAUUGGAGAAGUAACUUGUUCAACUAUCAAAAAAUGAAAUUUUACGAAUUUCUCGCAUUAACAACAAAUUUUAAUGAAUUGUUAAAGUAUUUAUGCACGAAAAAUGUUAUUCGCGCAAAAGUGAAGUGUCCGCGUUGCAAUAAUGUUGUAGAAUUGACAGGUGAUCAGUCAUUAAUUAUACAUUGUACACAACAUUAUUAUAAACAAGUGAAAGGACGCAAACGCAGGAGAGUAAUUUGUAAUUUUAAAAUAAGCGCUUUAACCGGGACAUGGUUUGCGCAAAGCGUUAUAAAUAUUACCGUAAGUUGUCGAUUAAUAUGCUAUGUCAUGAUGAUGAAUUGCCCUCAACAAAGAUUUCUGGAAAAGGAGCUGAAUAUUUCAUCAUGCACAGCAGUUGAUUGGGUGAACUUUUGCCGAGAGCUCAUGAAUAAAUGGUUGAUGUGCAAACAAAAUCCAAUUGGUGGAAAUGGAAUCAUCGUCGAAAUUGAUGAGGCUUUUGGACGUCGAAAAUACCAUCGUGGACGAUUGAUCACAGGACAAUGGCUCUUUGGUGGUAUACAACGGGGCACGAAAAAUAUGUUUGUCGUGCCAGUUGUAUCUCGUAGUGCAGAAGUGCUACUACUCUUAAUCGAAAAAUACAUUGCUCCUGGGUCGAUAAUCUACAGCGAUUGUUGGAAAGCUUAUAAGAAAAUCGACAAAAAAAUAUAUCAACAUAGCGUAGUCAACCAUUCUGAAAAUUUUGUUGAUCCAAAUACGGGUAUCCAUACCCAAAACAUAGAACGCUUAUGGAGAGAUAUUCGCGGAGGUAUUCCACAAUAUGGUCGUAUAGAAUACCAUUUUCACCAUUAUUUAGCAGAAUUUAUAUUUAAAAAAACAUACGAUUUCAACGAACGGUUGGAUGCAUUUUUUGAAAUAAUGUCUACUAUGUACCUUUUAACGGAAAAUAUAAAUGAAUAAAUGAAUUAAAUUUAUUAUUAUUAUUGAAACCAUACAUAGAUGUGAUAGGUUAGGUUAGAUUAUAUAUUUAAAUCCGGCUGCCGUACGGCGGCCGGCAACGCUUUCUCCAAAUGAUAGUGUUGUUUAAAUAAUAACGAAAGAGUUGCCAGUCACCUUACGGCGGCCGGAUAUAAAUAUAUAACCUGACCUAACCUAAUACAUCAAUAAUAUUCACUUCUAAUUGAGUUUUAAUGGACAUUUCCACCUUAAUUCUUACAAAUUUGUUUUGGUUAAUAACUUUUUAAUGAAAAACGAGCGACGCGACGGCUAAAACCUUCUGAAGGUCACUCAGGAGGGUGACCUUGACAACAUAUGUCAAGGUCCAGGUCAUCGGAGGGUGGUCCAUAUCUCUAAAUAAUUACCAAAUAU